GAAAGGCAUUCUGGAGAAGGUCAGGAUUGGGCGGCCCUUGAAAGCCCAGCAUUAUAAAAAGAGAUCUGUAUGAGGAACACUAUCAUACAGGCAAAAUGAAGGUCAUCUUGCUCUUGGGAUUGGUGGCUGUUGCUCUCUGUGAGCCAGUUAAAUUUGUGGGAGAUAAGGUGCUCCGCCUGACACCUGGAUCUGAGGAACAUGUGACAAUCAUCAGGGAAAUUGGUGAAAAAAUUAAGGUGGACUUCUGGAGGCCUGACAGCCCUGACCUUGUGACCAUUGGCAAGACUGUUGACAUUCAUGUUCCUGCUGCCCAGCUUGACAUGGUCUUCACCAUUUUGCACCAGAGUGGCAUGGAAGUUAAGGUCAUGUUGGAAAAUCUUCAGGAGGCCAUGGAGGCUCAGAUGGACCAGAGGGCAACAAAGGCCCAUGGCUACACCAAGUACAACGACUGGGCAACGAUUAAUGAUUGGGUUUCCUCCAUCACCGCUGCCAACGCUGACCUGAUCAGCAGUCAGGUGAUCGGGAACACUUACGAAGGACGCCCCAUGCAUGUUCUGACGGUUGGUAAGAAGACAGGCUCUGCUAAGCAAGCCAUCUUCAUGGACUGUGGCUUCCACGCCAGAGAAUGGAUCAGUCCUGCUUUCUGUCAGUGGUUUGUAAAUGAGGCUGUGACCACCUACGGCACUGACUCAGAGAUGACCACCCUUCUGGAUAAUAUGGACUUCUUUGUUCUGCCUGUCUUCAACGUUGAUGGCUAUGAACACAGCUGGACCAAUGACAGGAUGUGGAGAAAGACCCGAUCCAAGAACAGUGGUAGCAACUGUAUCGGUACUGACCCCAACAGAAACUUUGAUGCUGGAUGGUGCACCAUUGGAGCUUCCAGCAACCCUUGCAGUGAAACCUACUGUGGAAGCAGCAUUGAAUCUGAGAUUGAGUCCAAGAAUUUGGCCAACUUCAUCCGCACCAACAAGGCCAUCAUCAAGGCUUAUCUGACUGUCCACUCAUAUUCCCAGCUGCUCCUUUUCCCCUAUUCCUACACAUAUGACCACACUCCUGAUCACUCAGAGCUGCUGAGUGUGUCUCGUGGAGCUGUUUCAGCUCUGACAUCCCUGCACGGAACCAGAUAUACUAGCGGCCCUGGUGCUGCGACCAUCUACCCUGCUGCUGGUGGCUCUGAUGACUGGGCUUAUGACCUGGGCAUAAAGUACUCCUAUACCUUCGAGCUGCGUGACGAAGGUUUUUAUGGUUUCCUGCUGCCCGAGUCUCAGAUCCAGCCCACUUGUGAGGAGACCAUGCUGGCUGUCAAAUACAUCGCCACCCAUGUGCUCAACAACCCAUAUUGAGUGGGAAAAGCCUGACUGUGCUUUCUAUGACAUCAGUUCAAUGCACAUCUCAAAAUGCUAUGAUCAGUAAAGAAAUAAAACACAGAAGACUGUUUGUUGAA
Molecule: messenger RNA, 1444 nt
Organism: Labeo rohita (rohu)
Lineage: Eukaryota; Metazoa; Chordata; Actinopteri; Cypriniformes; Cyprinidae
Gene: cpb1
Product: carboxypeptidase B1 (tissue)
Exons: 11
Coding region: 96-1343 (415 amino acids)
Biological process (GO): proteolysis
Molecular function (GO): zinc ion binding; metallocarboxypeptidase activity
Source: RefSeq, a predicted model, not a curated record